UGAGAAGCCGAAGACAUAAGUUUGUUUCUUUUAUUCUAAAGCACAAAAAAGGCAAAGCUGCUCUGUUUCUGUUUUCAUAUUCUGAAACAUUCACUUAUGCUUCUCUAAAUUCAACUGUUUGACCGAAAAGAAAAAUGAAAUUCGAUCUCGAGAAUCCAUUAACGAGCUCAAAGGAACACGAAAACGACACCGUUUCAGCUCUCUUCGCCGCCCAGUCCGAUCACAUGCCUUCCUUUUUUUCAUUCAAAUCUACUGACAUUCUCUUCUCUAUUCGCCACCAUGCCUUUUCUCUUAUUUCUCAAGCACGGUUUUCUUACAAUUUAGAUGAAUUUUCUACAUAUCUCGCUGUCAAUUACAUUGAUCGUUUCCUCUCCAAACAACCAGUUCCGCAGAAUAAGCCAUGGAUUCUACGGCUUCUCGUUAUUGCUAGCCUAUCACUCGCUGCUAAGAUGAGAAGCAUCAACUUGUCACUCUUCGAUUUUCAGAGAGAAGACGUAGGUUUAAUUUUUGAUGUGGAAUCCAUUCAACGAAUGGAGGUUUUGAUUCUCACAACGCUUAACUGGCGAUUACGAUCUAUCACGCCUUUUGCGUUUCUGGAUUUUAUCAACUCGUUGUUUGAACUCAGUGACUCGUCUCUGAGUCAAACUCUCAAAGACCGAGCUACAGAUAUUAUCUUCAAUUCUCAUUACGAAGUUAAGCUUUUUGAGUACAAACCAUCGAUAUUGGCAGCAUGGGCGCUACUUUGUGCAGCUCAGGAGUUGAUUCCGCAGCAAUUUUCUUUUUUCUUGGAUGCAGUUUCUAAAUGCGAAUAUAUAAAUAAAGAGGAACUUGUGAAUUGUUGGGCUGUAAUGCGGGAUGCUACAAUCAAUGAAAUGACCUCUAGCUCAUUCACACCGAAAAGUGUGCUUGAUUAUGAAGAUACAAGUCCUGAAAACGAGAACAACAGCAAGAGGCGAAGAUUGAGUGAUUUACGGAAUGAUCAAACGCUCCAUAUCUCUCAGCUUCAACACUGCUAAAAGAUUGUCUAUUGAACAUAUAUUUCAGAUUUGUGUUCAGUAAAAGCAGGGAGAUGGGAACUGGCGCCAGGAAAAAGUUAAUAGUGUUCGAGUGGGAGAGGGCAUGGUCUGUUAAAUGGACCUUGGGCUUAACUGAAUCCGAAAAGCUAGCUCAAAGGGUGAGGAUUGCCCAAACCAUAUAAAGAGUCCAAGGAACCCAUCCAUCUCCGAUAUGGGAUUCCAUUAGACGUACGUUGCUUUGGUGUGAAUUUUAGUGGGGUUGUUUGAUCUGGGUCGAAGAGAUGUUUCUUUCAUGUAAUUAAAACAACUCUAGUAAACUCAUAGUAAUAUAUGCUUUUUGGGAGUAAACAAUGUUCAAUUUGGGACCGUUUAUGUUCAAUUUGGGACCGAGGCGUGGUUGUUAUUGUUAUAAACAAUGUUAGUCUUGGUAAAAUUUCUUUGCUUCUUCCCCUGUA
Nicotiana tabacum (common tobacco) is the source of this 1471-nucleotide messenger RNA. RefSeq names its product putative cyclin-D6-1. The record is from RefSeq and is a predicted model, not a curated record. NCBI's taxonomy places the organism in Eukaryota, Viridiplantae, Streptophyta, Magnoliopsida, Solanales, Solanaceae.